AUGUCGCCAAUCAGAGAUAGAUCCUUCACUGAAUUCGAACUUCGAAGGCUCAGGGAAAUGCAGGAGAUCACAUACGGCAAUUUUUCCAUCAGCAGACACCGCACCGUCGGCCCAUCGUUCAUGUCCUCCAAGAACUGGAAUCACAGCAAGAUGCAGGAUGUGACCUGUCCAGACUUCACGACGAUGUUGGACAAGCCCACAGGGACGACCAACAUCGCAGACAGGACGUACAGGAGGCCUGAUCAGGGGCAGUGGAAGCAUCAGCACAGCAGCGGGGUAUACAACAUGGAGCGGAGCAAGGCGGUGUAUGCUGCUGUGAGGCAGAGGUAUGAGGAGUGCCAUGACAAGAGGAAAGUCGCGUGGUAUGAGGGAGAGGAGAGGGUCGGGUGCCACAGGCCCGAGGGAGGAGCAGAGCAGCCGAUCUGUCGGGAUGAGAGGGGAGAGUUUGCAACCGACGUCUGA
Molecule: messenger RNA, 462 nt
Organism: Guillardia theta CCMP2712
Lineage: Eukaryota; Cryptophyceae; Pyrenomonadales; Geminigeraceae
Exons: 1
Coding region: 1-462 (153 amino acids)
Source: RefSeq, a predicted model, not a curated record